Molecule: messenger RNA, 1193 nt
Organism: Dreissena polymorpha
Lineage: Eukaryota; Metazoa; Mollusca; Bivalvia; Myida; Dreissenidae
Product: PR domain zinc finger protein 1-like
Exons: 1
Coding region: 1-654 (217 amino acids)
Biological process (GO): regulation of transcription by RNA polymerase II; cell fate commitment
Cellular component (GO): cytoplasm; nucleus
Molecular function (GO): DNA-binding transcription factor activity; histone deacetylase binding; RNA polymerase II cis-regulatory region sequence-specific DNA binding
Source: RefSeq, a predicted model, not a curated record
AUGCAAAACGGACCAAACGAUCACAUACGGGCAAUUAACCCGGAAAUAAUAUCACCAACCGCUGAUACAUUUUCACUCCCUGGAAUUACACCGGAAAAGAGCGAGACAACGAACAAACAAGAAGCAAAAGCGCUGAAUCUCUCCACGAAAGGAACGAAGCCGAAAACGAAAUCAUCCACGAUGCCCUACCCGUUAUCUAAGGUCGGCGGGAAGAUGCACUACGAGUGUAAAUAUUGCCAGAAGACCUUCGGACAGCUGUCUAACCUAAAGGUACACCUACGCACCCAUACCGGAGAGAAACCUUACGUCUGUGCCGAAUGCGGAAAAGGCUUCGCCCAGCUGGCGCAUCUGCAAAAACAUCACCUCGUGCACACAGGGGAGCGCCCCCAUCAGUGCGGCGUCUGCGACAAGCGCUUCAGUUCCACAUCGAACCUGAAGACACACUUGCGGCUCCACAGCGGCGACCGGCCGUUCCAGUGCCGGGUGUGCCCGGCGGCGUUCACGCAGUUCGUUCAUCUGAGGCUUCACAAACGGCUGCACACGAAUGAGCGGCCGUUUGAGUGCAUGCGUUGCCGCCGGAAGUACAUCAGCGGAAGUGGUCUCAAAACGCACUGGAAAACGGGCACAUGUUUGCAACGUGUUGAAUGCGCGUAAGAACGCAAGCACAUACUAAAUUGUCUCACAAAGAUAGUUCGACAAUAUAUGUCACGGCAUGUUUGUGAAUAGCUUCAACAACUUAUAAAUCUAUUGAAUGGUAUAAGGACAAUGGAUAUUCAAGAAAAUGGAUAUAAUAACUGAAUUAGUUUUUCAUAGAUUUUGAUGGUUAACAUGUAUCCUUCGAAGAAAUGUGUUUCCUUUUUUGACGAUAGUGUCGAACGAUGUUUAAAUAUGAAAUAUUUUUAGUCAUAGCUAUAAACUAUACAGGGAAUGCGAAGAGUAAUACGCUUGUUAUGUACAAAUUUGUCAAAUUGUCGUGAAUUAGUACUGUUCAUGUUUGGAAAUAGCCUUAUAAUAUAGAUGUGUGUCAAUAUGCGUACACGAGAAAUAAGGAAAAAGACAUGAAAUGUUGAAAUAUCUUAAGCAUGUAUAUACCAUAGAUGCAUACAGUAUGGUGUAACUUAUACAUAUACUUUUUAUAACAACAGAACGUAAGAUUUCGACAUGUAUCACAAUUGUUUGUAUAAGCGGCUAUU